CGGCCCCUCCCCCGAUUCGCUGGGAGCUGGCUUCCUCCUCUGUAAAGUGGGGGUCGCGAAGGUGCCCGCCUCGCGGGGUUUUGCUGGCAUUGAGCAAGAUGACUCAGGAUAAAGCCCUUAGCUCAAGGCCUGGCGCAGAGCAAGUGGGCCCCUGGCCUGACCCCCCAGCAUCAGCCUGGCCCAAAUGUCUGCCCCUGCCCCACCAGGCUGCCCCAGGAGAUGCUUACCUUCGGGAGGAGCUGGAUGCCCUCAAGUUCCUGUGCAAAGGCCUGUGGGUAGCUGUGUUCCAAAAGCAGAUGGACGGCCUCUGCCCCAGUCACCAGCAUCAGGGAGCAUCACAUACCUGGACUUGUGCCUGGGCUCUGCCACCCCGCGGCCUAAUGAGGGGUCACAAGGAGCUGUCCUCUCCCUCCCACCCCAGGAGCUGCCCAGCCACCAUGCACAAACACUACAACAUCCACUUUUCCAAGGCCACCUGGACCCCCACUGAGCGCUACUUCUGGGACCCAGAAUUGGGACACCAAAAAGACAUCCUGACAGAGGAUGAUGUCUACUGCAGCUGCCUGGCCAAGACUCUCUGCCAUGUGCCAGUCCCUGUGACUGUGGGUUUCUACGCUCCCUUUGGCUGCCGCCUGCACAUGAUGCUGGACAAGAUCACAGCGCUGAUGCAGCAGGAGGCGGCGCAGCGCGAGGCGGAGGAGCUGCGGCGCGUGCAGUGGCGGCCGCGGCCGGUGCGCGGCUGGGGCGUCCCGCGGCUGCUGUGGUACCUGGUGUUCCUGCAGCCCGUCAUCACCGAGGUGCACCUGCGGCGCAAGAACGUGCAGUUCCUCUUCAUCCGCUUCAGCGCCUGGCAGUACGCGGGCACCGACAAGCUGUGGGCUGGCCUGGUGACCACGCUGUGCGAGGGCAUCCGCCACCACUACGGCGCGCUGCCCUUCAGCGUGUACUCGGUGCUGGGCAACAAGCCGGUCACCACGCCGAGCUUCUGCCAGCGCGAGUGGCACUGCCGGCGCCGCGUGUGCCUGGCGCUGCUGGCGCUGCUGGCGGCGCUCAGCCUCGGCGUGGGCCUGCUCUACCUGUCCCUGAGCGCCCGGGCGCCGGGCCACGGCAGUCCGAGCGGCAGCCUGCUCAAGGUGUUUGGCGGCGCGGCCACCACGCUGUCAGGCUCGGGGCUGCUCAUGGCCGUGUACUCGGUGGGCAAGCACCUGUUCGUGAGCCAGCGCAAGAAGAUCGAGCGGCUGGUGUCGCGCGAGAAGUUCGGCAGCCAGCUGGGCUUCAUGUGCGAGGUGAAGAAGGAGGUGGAGCUGCUCACCGACUUCCUGUGCUUCCUGGAGAUCUACCAGCGGCGCCGGCUGCGCAUCGUGCUCGAGGUCACCGGGCUGGACACGUGCUACCCGGAGCGCGUGGUGGGCGUGCUCAACGCCAUAAACACCUUGCUGUCCGACAGCCACGCGCCCUUCAUCUUCAUCCUGGUGGUGGACCCCAGCAUCCUGGCCGCGUGCCUCGAGAGCGCUGGCAACAUGAAGGGCACGGCCGACAACGGCUACCUCUUCCUCAACCGCACCGUCACGCUGCCCUUCUCCGUGCCGGUCAUGGGCCGCCGCACCAAGCUGCAGUUCCUGCACGACGCCGUGCAGAGCCGCGACGACCUGCUCUACCGCGAGAUCACGCGCAAGCUGCGGCUGCCGGCGGGCGGCGGGGACGGCGGGGGCGGGGAGGGCGCGCAGCUGCUCGUUGGGGACACGCCGGCGGCGGGCGCCGAGCGCACGCAGGGCCGCAUCGACGCCGAGGCGGCGCGCCGCAUCCAGGAGGCGCUCUUUUGCCUGCACGACGAGCGCGACUGCCUCUACGAGUACGUGCCGGACAAUGUGGUGUCCAUGCGACGCAUCGUCAACACCGUGCCCAUCACCGUGCGCCUGCUGCAGCAGCAGCAGCAGCAGCUGAGCGACUGCAUGGGCCCCACGCCGCGCCAGGCCGUGGCUUGGGUGGUGCUCGCCAACCAGUGGCCGUGCCGCCUGAGCUGGGCGCUGCAGUGCCUGGAGGACCGGCAGCAGGCCGGGGGCGCGCCCGAGGGCCGCGCGCGCCUCUGGGACGUGUUCCGCGAUAACAGCCGCGAGCUGCACACCAUGACCAAGGCUUUGCAGAAUGUGCUCGACCUGGACGGCGACCCUGAGCUCUUCGCGCGCUUUCUGGGCGCCGACUUCCCCUUCACCGUGGCGGAGGCGCAGAGUCUGCUGCGCUGCACCGUCAACCUGGACCACUCCAUCCGCCGCCGCAUGGGCCUCCUCCGUGCCGUCAGCGCGCUCAAGCCGCCCAGUUCGCCCAAGUCCCCCGCCCGUGACGCCCCCCACGCCGCCAACGGAGCCAACAACCCCUCAGGGACCUCUCCAUCUGGCCAUGCCGCGGGGCAGGCCAGCGAUGCCCACUGCACCGGGGACUGGGCCCACGGAGGCAAGCCAAAGUCGGCAGCCUGAGCGCCCACCACUGGAGGGGAAUCCAGCCCGGGCUGGCCUGGAAUGGAGGACUUAGUGGGCCGCAGGAGGCAACAGCUCCUCCAUCUGCCCACAGGAGAGCUUAGGGGGCGGGACUGGGCCCAAGGGCCAGGGUCCCGUGUCCGAAUGAGGCCUGUGGUGGCUACAUCGUCCAGGAGAAUCAGUGAGACAGAGCCGUGGGCAGUAGCCUCCAGGAGUGGGGCAGUGUGCCAGCGCCAGUGUCUGAGAGGGGCACAGAAAGGCCAGGGAGGAACUCAGGGUUCAAGUGCCAUAAAUGAAGGUGUGGAAAGCCCCUGGUUGGUCUUUAGGUCCUUGUCUCCCCGGCUCUGAACACUGGGAACUAGGCCUGCCCUGUCCUGCCAAGCCCACCUCCUCAGAGAGCCUGAGCUGUGCCCUGGCAGCCGUAGCUGGCAUCCUUGGUGGCAGGGAGGGAAUGUGGGGGCGGUGGGCGAGGCUGACAGAGGCAGGGGAGAUGAAGGGCAAUAGGCCAGGUUGACUCAAGCAACAGGAAGCGCCCAGGCCUCAGGGGAUCCCAGGUCCUUGUCCCCACGCCCUAGCCUGUCCCUGUGUGUGCAGGGCAGGAGCUGGCAUUUCCCAGGGUGGGGUCCCCGGUGACCUCAGCAGGCUGCUCCACCCCCAGGGUGGCUCCACCCUCAGCAUGAGUUAAUUAGGCCUCACUGGAACUUCAGCCAGCUGGGGUGGGCAGCACUGCCUCCCUGAGACAGGUAACUGUCCAAGGGGUGUCUGCUUUGAAGAACACUCCAGGGCAGGGAAGCUGAGGAGCAGACAUGGGGACACUUGGGGGGUGUACAGCAUUGGAGUCACAGCCAGGCAGGAGUGUUUAUACGAGGGCUGGAGUUAUACCCUGCCAAGGGGGCUUACCACCUUCCCCUUCCGACAGUGUCCCAGAGACCUAGGAUGGAGGUGUCACACCUCUGGGCAGUUCCUAACUCCUCACUGGUCAAAUAUUCAGCCACACACUCAGGCCUGUGGGGUGCCUGGCCCAGUCCAGUGUGUGGAGGGGUGGAGAUAGUGAACACACUCUGGGAGCAGAGGUCGAGGGUGUACUUCUGAGCUAGGGCUCCAAGGGCUGAGGGGUUAGUCCCUGAGGGACUGAAGAGCUCUGUAAAGGCACCCACACUCAGGCCAUGUGGCUGGGGGAUACUGGCCUCACAUUCUUUAGCUCCAAGGUGGGGCAUAGCACCCAGGCCUGGCCAGCCCCAGCAUCUGGCUCCCCUGGCCAUAAUGGUCAAUUCACAUGUGGACACAGGUCAGUGAGAGGCUCCCUGUGAUUUCUAUUGGAGCUGUCAGGACGGAGGUGCUGUUUUUCAGCCCUGGUAGGGCUACUCUAGCAGAAGCCUUGACCUGCUGGGAGAUGUUCUGUAAUAGUAGGGGAGAGCCUGCCCAAGAAUGAAACCACCAGAGAGACAUGGGGCCUCGUGACACCGUUAAGUGUAGAUAUGCUGUUACCCAUCUACCGAUGUGUGUGCCAAUACAUCUCCC
This is a messenger RNA of Cynocephalus volans (Philippine flying lemur), 3995 nucleotides long. It is a transcript of the gene NKPD1, whose product is annotated as NTPase KAP family P-loop domain containing 1. Bases 99 to 2474 code for a protein of 791 amino acids. The record is from RefSeq and is a predicted model, not a curated record. The transcript has 6 exons. NCBI's taxonomy places the organism in Eukaryota, Metazoa, Chordata, Mammalia, Dermoptera, Cynocephalidae.